UCAAUCAGCCGCCAUGUUAGGAAGCCAAACCCCUCUUUCAUUCGGUUAAAGAAAAGACAGGAUAUACUUCCAGGAUAGUUUUUCCAAGUGCCGGUUGCUGCAGAGUGCUUGAAUCCAAAUCGCUUCAUCUGCACCAGCGGUAUCUGGGUUUGGUUUGUCUCCUGUCUUUCAUACGGGUUAUUUCGCUACUCUUCCACAAUGGCGACCGCAACUCCAACCGGCCAGAGAAGCACGUGCGGUAGCGGCACACCGCUGAGCCCAACCAGGAUAUCCAGACUGCAGGAGAAACAACAGCUCAGGGACCUCAACGACCGCCUGGCCGUUUACAUCGACAAAGUCCGCAGUUUGGAGUCUGAAAACGACGUACUCCACCUGCAAAUUAGCGAGAAGGAAGAAGUGAGGAGUCGGGAGGUGACCGGACUGAAAGCCCUGUAUGAGACGGAGCUAGCCGACGCCAGGAGGUGUUUGGAUGACUCCUCCAAGGAGCGGGCCUGGCUGCAGAUUGAGCUGGGAAAGAUCAAAUCCGAGCAUGAGCAGCUUCAACACAACUACAACAAGAAGGAUUCUGAGGCAUCUACAGCCCAGGCCAGGCUGAAGGACCUUGAAGCUCAGAUGAACUCUAAAGAGGCCAUGCUGGCUACAGCGCUGUCUGAGAAGAGAGGCCUGGAGGCCACUCUGGCUGACCUGCGAGAACAGCUACAGGAGCUUGAUACAGGUCUUGCUCAAGCCAAGAAGCACCUUGCUGAGGAGAUGCUCCUACGCGUCGACUUGGAAAACCGCUGCCAGAGUCUGACUGAGGAAAUGGACUUCCGUAAGAGCAUGCACCAGGAGGAAGUGAAGGAGGCCCGGCAGCGAUACGAGACCCGACUGGUGGAGGUCGACUCUGGACGGAAGGAGGAGUAUGAAUAUAAACUGACUGAGGCCCUGGCUGAAAUGAGGGCACAGACCGAGGAUCAAAUCAAGAUCUACAAAGAUAACAUGGAGAGCACCUACACGGCCAAACUGGAGGACCUGCAUCGGUUGUCUGAGAUGAAUGGAGCAUCAGCCAACAUGGCCCGAGAGGAGCUCAGAGAGUCCACCCUGAGGAUUGAGAGCCUCACUGCCCAGCUGGCAGGACUGCAGAAGGAGACCCGUAGUUGGCGUGAUCGCAUACUGGAGCUGGAGGCAACAUUGACUCAGGAGAAAGACACGAGCCGCAAGCUGCUGGCAGAAAAAGACCGCGAGGUGGCUGAGAUCCAGGCCAAGAUGCAGCAGCAGCUGAAUGAGUAUGAGCAGCUGCUGGAUGUUAAACUGGCUCUGGACAUGGAGAUCAAUGCCUACCGCAAACUUCUGGAGGGAGAAGAAGAAAGACUGAAGCUGUCUCCCAGCCCUUCAUCUCGCGUCACGGUUACUCGAGCCUCGUCCAGCACCCGCAGCGUGCGGACCACUCAGGGAAAGAGGAAGCGUGUUGAUGUGGAGGAACAGGAAGCCAGCAGCUCAGUGUCCAUCGCUCACUCUGCCUCGGCCACAGGACCCAUCUGCAUCGACGAGAUCGACACGGAUGGCAAGUUCAUCUGCCUCCACAACAGUGGAGAAGAGGACCAGGCCAUGGUGGGUUAUGAGAUCAUUAAAACCAUUGGAGCUGCCACAGCUACCUACAAGUUCACACCCAAAUAUGUCCUGAAGGCUGGCCAGAAAGUCACGGUUUGGGCAUCUGAUGCUGGUGUGAGCUCCAAACCUCCCACAGACCUGGUGUGGAAGAACCAGUCCUCCUGGGGUUCAGGGGAAGAUGUUCAUGUGGUGCUGAUCAACCCUCAGGGAGAGGAAGUGGCAAAGAGAACCACAACAUACAAGACAGCAGUAGAAGAGCAGGGUGAAGAAGAUGAUGACAGUGGAGUGGAGGCCACUGAGGAAGACCUCUUCCACCAGCAGGGAGAACCCCACACUGGCAAGAGAGGCUGCUCCAUCAUGUGAUCCUACUGCCCAACCAGCCACCAUCACCUCCUCCUCUGAGCCCAGCCAGUCUGCUGCCAACUGUAAUUCUAGAACUAUUUUUCUAUCUUUUGUAGUGUGUUUCAAUACAAUGUAUGAGUUUUAUUUUAUCUUUUUAUUUCUCAGAAAAAUGCAAAACAGCUUUUUGUAGAUGUAUUUUCAUCUAAAAACCAAAAUAACAUGGUUAUUGAACAAAAUUGUAUUUGUAGUUCCGAUUCCCUUUUUCUUUUAAAAACAUGCAACAAGUUGCUAAACUCCAGAAGGGGCUUUGUCUUCAAGAAAAAUUAGUUUUGCUGUGUCAUUUUUUUUUAAAGGAUUUUAAUCUUAUUUUAUAUUUUAUCUUAUUGUUGUUAUUAUUGAUAUUUAAAAAAAUGGAAAAAAUAAAUACUGAAAAGACAAGUACACUAAAAGCACCACAGGAACAUGUAAUAGAUUACCUCCUCCCAUCAAAAAGACAAAAUGUCUCCAUGUCUUCCAUGGCAUUCUUAGCCUGGGUCCAGACUUUUGAAUCUGCCCUCUCCCUCGAGUCGACUGAUUCUUUUGGUAUCAUGUCAUUUAGCCGUUUAACGGCUCAGAAAGCAAUCAAUCCAGUGAGCGACAUUAGCCAGUCAGCGCCACGGUUGGGGCUAACGCUGUUGUCGAGCAGUUGUCAAGCAUUAUCAACCUGUGCACCAGAACCAGUGAGGAGUAAUGACAACAAUAGCAGCCGCUGUAGACGAGAUAGGCGCUGUUCUUCACCCAACGUAGUAGUUUGAUUUUACUUUGUUCCACUCUUAAAACCUCGACAAAACCAGUUUGUUGGCGUGGCUGCGCAUCAGUGUCGACUUAAAAUGACGUUAGAAGUAGUAUCUUAAGUAAAAAAACUUUUAAGUAUCAUGAUUGAAUGAUUGUAUUCAUAAGGAAGUCCGAGGACAGUCGAUGUUUGUUAGCAGUGGAGUUACCUUAAAGCCCCUCGUGUAGGAUUUGCAGUGGUGGCUUUGACUCCUUGUGGUUGCAUGAAAAGAGAUCUGACCAGGGGUCAGCACACCAUGACGUCUCUUUUUUCUGUAGCUAAAACCUUGUGCCAUCAGAAUCAUUUUAAGAUGUUGUACUCGCGCUCUGGACACAGGGGCUGUAAUGUGACCUCCUGCAGCAAACAUCAGUUUUUUCUUCGCAGGCUUUGAAUAAGUUUUGCACCACUAAUAAGGAAGUGUUGAUUGUAUUCUUAACUUUUGAUAUUUGAAGUGUUUGAAGUACUUUUUGUGUUGGUGUUAUGCAUGCUAUGGCUGUAAUCUUCAUAGUUGAACGAUUAAAUGUUGUUUUCUUGUA
Messenger RNA from Chelmon rostratus (copperband butterflyfish), 3279 nucleotides. RefSeq names its product lamin B1 (gene lmnb1). NCBI's taxonomy places the organism in Eukaryota, Metazoa, Chordata, Actinopteri, Chaetodontiformes, Chaetodontidae. The coding region runs from base 199 to 1953 and encodes 584 amino acids. The record is from RefSeq and is a predicted model, not a curated record. The transcript has 11 exons.